AUGCCAGUGCCACCGCAAGCCCAAAAGGUUCUCGACGAUAUUGACAAGCAGCUCCACGAGCCGAGCACUGUCACCAAUGUGCUCGCCACUGUUGAGCAGAAGACCGGCGUCAAGAGACUCCACCUCGUGCUUGGCGUGCUCGGACUCCAGGCUCUCUACCUCGUCUUCGGACACUCGGCUCAACUCGUCUGCAACUUUAUGGGUUUCGUUUAUCCAGCUUACAUGAGGUAGGGAAACUAUAAAACUGAAUCAUAUGAAUCACGAUUGAAUGCAAACAGUAAAGUGGAAUGCUUUGAAUUCAAUUCAGUAAUAAAAUGUUUGAUUUUCAGCAUCAAGGCCAUCGAGUCGAGCAACAAGGAAGAUGACACUCAAUGGCUCACCUACUGGGUCGUUUUCGCCAUUCUCUCUGUUCUGGAGUUCUUCUCCGUUCAAAUCGUGUCCGUCUUCCCCGUCUACUGGCUCUUCAAGUCUCUCUUCCUCCUCUACCUUUACCUGCCGUCCUUCCUCGGAGCCAGCAAGCUCUACCAUAGGUAAAUCAUGAGUCUGAUAAGUUUUCUUCAAUUUAGUCCGUUUUUUACAGAUUCAUCCAGCCAUUCGUCACCAAGCACUCCGGAGUCAUCGACUCGAAGAUCAGCAACCUCACCAACAAGGUCAACAACGCCGCCGGAAAGCUCGCCAACGAGGUCCGCGACCACCUCGAGUAGAUCGACCAACUUCCUUUUCAUGUGCUCUAAUUAUUGAAACAUUUUUUAUUCUAUCUGUCACCCCUCGAUUUUGCCCUACACGAUCCCCUUUCCAAUUUCCUUUCUUUCCCUUAUUCAUUUUGUUUCGGUUAGGUCCUCUCCCUACUCUGAUCUUUUUGCCGUUCUCAUUUUGUCCUCUAUCUUUUCCCGAUUCUGCUCGACAUAAUGAACUUUUUUAACGGAAUCAUGUUUAUUUUGGAAUGAACAAAAGGGGGAAACCAAUUGCCACAUCCUAAAUACUUGAAUGAAAGCAAGGUCGUGGCCGUGCUUUCGCUCUCACGUGUGAGAGGAAAUCAAUUGAUUGCAGGGCGAUGGACGAGUACAAGGAACUGAUCAGUGUUCUGCCGACGGAGACGAUCCAAUAUGCGUUUGCGUACGGAUCAGGUGAGCGAACCAUUUAGAAUCGUAGUCAGAAGACGUCGCUUCAGGAGCCAUCCAGCAGAAGAACGAGAACAAAUCGGAGAAGAUGGUCGAUUUCAUCGUCGUCACGAAGGACGCGCAGGAGUUUCACCGCGAGAACGUCGCCCGGAAUCCGCAGCAUUACAGUCUUCUCCGACUGAUUGGUCCCCGAAUGCUCGAGAAGAUUCAGUGCAAUUUCGCCGCCCGAGUCUACUACAACACGCACGUGAACGUCGGUAAACGAAAAAUCAAAUACGGAGUGAUUUCGUACGAAAAUGCCAAACAGGAUCUGCUCGACUGGAGGUGGAUUUACGUCGCCGGACGUCUUCAUAAACCAGUGCUGGAAGUGAUAAAACCGAACGAAGAUAUGUGCGAUCUGGUGUCGCAGAACAGACUGUCCGCCCUCCAUUCGGCGCUUCUUCUCCUGCCCGAAUCGUUCUCGCUCAAACAACUUUUUCACAAGAUUGUCGGACUCUCGUACACAGGAGACUUCCGAAUGAUCGUCGGAGAAGACAAGAAGAAGGUGGAGAAGAUUGUAGAAGGAAAUUACGAAGAGCUUUUGCGUGUCUACGAGCCUUUGAUGAACGACGACGCUAGGCUUUCAGUAAUGACUCCGGAAAAGGCGGUCCAGGACGGAUCGACGGCCGCCAUUUACCAUCGGCUCAAUCUUCUGCCUUCUGAAGUGCUCAAUCGGAUUCAGAAGAAUAUGAACAGAGCACAGAAGAGACAACGGGAUGCCGAAGAGGUCAGUUUGCAGAAAACAACUGGACGCAAUGCCACAUUUCCAGGUGAUCUUCUCUCUGGCACAUCGUCAUGACGUAGCCGCAACUGUCGAAACGGCAAUCGGAGGAAUCAUCCGUCCGGUUUCGUUCUCGCAAACUACUAAAAACGCUUUCUCGGCCGGAAUCACGCGGUCUAUCGUGUACAGUAUGGCCAAAAUGAGUAAAUUCCUGAAAAGCAAGUAA
This is a messenger RNA of Caenorhabditis sp. 36 PRJEB53466, 2107 nucleotides long. NCBI's taxonomy places the organism in Eukaryota, Metazoa, Nematoda, Chromadorea, Rhabditida, Rhabditidae. The record is from the annotation of a GenBank genome assembly.